Messenger RNA from Saxophila tyrrhenica, 1557 nucleotides. RefSeq names its product Carboxylic acid transporter (gene JEN1). The record is from RefSeq and is a predicted model, not a curated record. Gene Ontology annotation, cellular component: membrane. The transcript has 2 exons. Gene Ontology annotation, biological process: plasma membrane lactate transport. Lineage: Eukaryota; Fungi; Ascomycota; Dothideomycetes; Mycosphaerellales; Extremaceae. Gene Ontology annotation, molecular function: secondary active monocarboxylate transmembrane transporter activity. Bases 1 to 1557 code for a protein of 518 amino acids.
AUGUCCUACAACGGCAAAGAAGAGGGUUCGGCCUCCUACGUCGAACCCACCACCACCAACCACACCAACCAUGGCCGCCACACGCGCGACCACCCGGACGACCACCUCAGCGUCGGCCAGUACCUCGCCACGCGCCUCCCCACCCUCAAACCCCCCAUGGACAAGCUCGAGAACCCCUUCACCCUGCUCGCCAUGCUGAACUUCAAGCAAUGGAUGUUCUUCCUCGUGGCCUUCUUGGGUUGGACCUGGGACGCCUUCGACUUCUUCACCGUCUCAUUGACGGUGUCUGAUCUCGCCGAGACGUUCGGGAAGGAUACGAAGGCUAUCACCUGGGGCAUCACGUUAGUGCUGAUGCUGCGGUCAGUGGGCGCGAUUAUAUUCGGGAUCGCGAGUGAUCGGUACGGCAGGAAAUGGCCUUUUAUCGCCAACUUGGUCCUGUUCAUCGUGCUGGAGCUGGGGACAGGGUUCUGCGAUACCUACGAGCAGUUCCUCGGCGUGCGAGCGCUCUACGGGAUCGCGAUGGGUGGGCUGUACGGCAACGCGGCGGCUACGGCGCUCGAAGACUGCCCGGAGAGGGCGAGGGGGAUUAUUUCGGGGAUGCUGCAGCAGGGCUAUGCGUUCGGGUAUCUCCUCGCGACGGCUUUUGCGCGCGGGCUCGUGGAUACGACACCGCAUGGCUGGCGUCCGCUGUACUGGUUCGGCGCUGCUGUGCCGGUGUUGAUUAUAGCCUUCCGUCUCUGCCUCGGCGAGACGGAUGCGUAUAUCGAACGCCAGCGUCUCCGCUCCAGCGACGACGGGGUGGGCAAGACGUUCGUCGCGGAAGGCAAAGUGGCGCUAAAGCGGCAUUGGAUGCUGCUGAUCUACAUGGUCCUCCUGAUGGCCGGGUUCAACUUCAUGAGCCACGGCUCCCAGGACCUCUACCCCACUAUGCUGGAGAACCAGUACCGCUUCUCCGCCGACGCCGUCACCGUGACCCAAGUCGUCGCCAACCUCGGCGCCAUGUGCGGCGGCACGAUCGUGGGAUAUCUGUCCCAGAUGCUCGGGCGGCGCUUCAGCAUCAUCUUCAUCUCCGUCGUCGGCGGUGUGCUCUUGUAUCCCUACUCUUUCACCGGAUCCGAGAAGGUGGCUGCUGCGGCCUUCUUCGAGCAGUUCUGUGUGCAAGGCGCUUGGGGCGUGAUUCCGAUCCAUCUGCUCGAGUUGGCUCCGGGGGGGUACCGCACGUUCGUUGUUGGGACGUCGUAUCAGCUGGGUAAUCUUGUCAGCAGCGCGAGUUCGACCAUCGAGGCGACGAUCGGAGAGAGGUUCCCACUUCCCUCCAUCACAGAGGGUGGAGACACCGUGCAGCGAUAUGCUUAUGGCAAGGUCAUCUGCAUCUUCAUGGCGUGCGUCUACGUCUACGUCAUCAUCCUCACGUUUCUCGGGCCUGAGUACAAAGGCCGCAAGAUGGACGCUGAAUCCGAUCAGGACCUGCAGGAAGCGCGAGGUGUGAGGCACGCGCCGAACGACUUGGAGCAUAACAGCGAGCACUCUGAUGAAGAGAAGACGGAGAAGAUGUGA